AUGACAACGAACAAAAGAAAACGAAUAAUUGCUAUUGAUAGUUAUGAAUUUGAAGGAUUUGUACGAACUCAUCUUUCAAAAGAUUUAGCCGAUACAUUAAUUCUCAAACUUGGCAUCAGAUCGUAUAAUGGUUUUGUUAAAUGUGAUGAUUUAAAUGGGGAAUUACUUGCAGUUCAUGAUUCUAUACAUGAACAAGAUCGAUUAAAUAUAUUUUUAUAUAAUGAUACAUUAUCUUCAUCAACACCAAAUGGAAUAAAAAAGGGUGGUACAAUUUAUGUACCACCGCCCCCAAAGGGUUAA
Rotaria sordida is the source of this 300-nucleotide messenger RNA. The record is from the annotation of a GenBank genome assembly. Lineage: Eukaryota; Metazoa; Rotifera; Eurotatoria; Philodinida; Philodinidae.